Messenger RNA from Bacillus rossius redtenbacheri, 3757 nucleotides. Its product is annotated as bifunctional 3'-5' exonuclease/ATP-dependent helicase WRN-like. The transcript has 17 exons. Bases 123 to 3383 code for a protein of 1086 amino acids. The record is from RefSeq and is a predicted model, not a curated record. Gene Ontology annotation, biological process: DNA replication; double-strand break repair via homologous recombination; telomere maintenance. Lineage: Eukaryota; Metazoa; Arthropoda; Insecta; Phasmatodea; Bacillidae. Gene Ontology annotation, molecular function: 3'-5' DNA helicase activity; ATP binding; nucleic acid binding. Gene Ontology annotation, cellular component: chromosome; nucleoplasm; nucleus.
UCCUUUAAUUAUGUAAUUUCUUGGAGCGCGAAGCGCGCUGAAGGGUCGAAAUGUGGUUACGAUGAAAUGUUUUAAUUAAAAAUGACAUUAACUCAAAAAGUGUAAACAUAAAGUAUUAAAAUAUGGAAUUUUCAGGUGAUCAUGAAGUAUUUUCCUCAGAAAUGUUUGAAGAUGAGGAUGAAUUGGCGAAAGAAUUUCUGAGUAACGAAAAUAAAAAUGAUUUGACAGAGGAAUAUGAGGCAGAAGGAGUUCCAGAACCACAGGAAUCUAAUAUUGAAGUUUUGAAAACUUAUUUUGGACAUACAAAUUUUCGACCAAUGCAGUGGAAGAUUAUUCGCUCUAUAAUUGAGGAUAAACGUGACAACUGCGUUAUAAUGGCGACUGGCUACGGCAAGUCGCUCUGCUACCAAUACCCCGCUGUGUACUGCCGGGGCCUCACUAUCGUAGUGUCCCCGCUCAUAUCCCUCAUGGAGGAUCAAGUGCUAUCUCUCCAGGUGGCGAACAUCAGCGCGUGCAUGCUGGGCUCGGCCCAGACCAGCAAGAAGAAGGUGGAGGAGGGCAUCUUCUCCGGGGAGCACCGCGUGGUGUACCUGACCCCGGAGCUGUGCGUGGGGGACUACGGCCAGCAGCUGCUGCUGGACCUGGCCCGCCGGCGGAGCAUCACGCUGGUGGCCAUCGACGAGGCCCACUGCGUCAGCCAGUGGGGGCACGACUUCCGCGGCUCCUACCGGAAACUGAGUAAAUUGCGGAAGUUGUUGCCAAACGUGCCAUUUCUGGCCGUGACUGCUACGGCGACCCCAGAGGUCAGGCGAGACAUUUGCACUUCUCUUCAGCUGAGGAAUCCACUGGUGACGUGCACCGGGUUUGAUCGCCCCAACCUGUACCUGGCCGUGAGCUCCAAGGGCGCGAGCAUAUUCGAGGACCUCCGCACGCAUAUGGUGCGAGAUGGGAACAGGCUCACGUUCGAGGGCCCCACAAUCGUCUACUGCCCCACCAAGAAGCUUACCGAGAAGGUCUGUGAAGUUCUCAAAGCUAACGGACUGAGUUGCGAGUUCUACAAUGCUGACGUGCCUCUCAAAGUGCGAAAGAAAACCCACGAGGACUUUGUAAAGGACAGGGUGCAGUGCAUCGUUGCGACCGUUGCAUUUGGCAUGGGAAUCGACAAACCAGAUGUGAGAUACGUCAUCCAUUACGGAGCUCCCAAGGACAUAGAGUCGUACUACCAGGAGGUGGGCCGUGCUGGCAGAGAUGGGAUGACCGCUCGUUGCCACUGCUAUUACAGCCCUGCGGAUUUCUCUAUCAACAGCUACUUCCUGAGCAACCUGACGGGCGAGGCGCGCACCCACCGGGAGAAGAUGAUGAGGCUGAUGGAGCAGUACCUGGAGACGGCGGAGUGCCGCAGGUCCCUGCUCCUGUCCCACUUCGAGGGCCGCGACCGGGCCGUGGACGCCGGCCGCCCAAUCACCCAGCUCUGCUGCGACAACUGCACCAAGAAGUUCCUCAUGAAAGGCAGAGUGGAGGGGAGCGACUUCCUGGAAGCCAACGGGACGUACAACUUCAGCGCUGAUGCGAAGCUGCUGCUGGGAGCCGUGGCUCACUUCAACGGCCGCAUGGGGAUUACCACGCCGAUCAUGUUCCUGCGAGGCUCCAAGAACAAGAAGAUAAGAGAAGAGGAGUACUCGCACCAGCUUUACGGCAAGGGGAAAGACAAGCCGGAAGCCUGGUGGAAGGGGAUUGGCAGAUUGCUGCUGCGAAAUGGCUACCUUCAGGAGGCAUCAGCCAGUUUCUACAGUGGCAGAGGUUUUAAAUCAUUUCCCUUAGUCACCAUCGGUAUAUCCCAGGAAGGCAAAGAUCUGCUAAGCAAGUUGCAGGUAUCAGAGAAGGCGUCGCUGUACCUGACGCCUACCCCAGACCUUCUGGAAGUCCUGAAGCAAAAACGGAAACCCCAAGUCCCUGCACCAUCUGCUGCUGUUCCAGCACACUUACCAAAUACUUGGAUUGGCCCUCACGAAGUAGUAAACAAAGUGGAAGAUGGUUCAGGUGAGAACAAAGUGGAAGAUGGUUCGGCUGAGAGUGAGGAGGCAAACGUAGAGGAAAAAACCCUCCAGAACGUGCUCUACAAAGAGUUGAUCGCUCUGAGAAACGUCAUAGCGAAUGAUAACUCUUGCAUGCCGUACAUGGUGGCAAGCAACAAAGCUCUGCUGGAGCUGUCGAAGAUGAGACCAUCGCGACGAGAAUACCUCAUGAAAGUGGACGGCUUCAUGCAGGCCAAGAUCAACAAGUUCGGAGCGGCUCUGAUCGCGAAGAUACGGGAGUUCUGUCAGGCGCAUGGCUUGCCUCUGGACAUGACGAGUGACGAGGCUGCGGACGAGAAGGUGGACCGCAGCUUGGACGGCAAGCUGGCCGAGCUGUCGGACACCGUCAGGAACUCCUACCUGUUGGUGCAGCAGAAGAAGAAAGACGUGGCUACCGUCGCACGGGAGAGGGGCCUGGCGACCGGCACGGUGGCCGGCCACUUGUGCUCGGCCUUGAAGGCCGGCCUGCCGCUCGACCUCCAGCUCUGCGGCGUCACCGGGGACGUCCAGGAGACGAUCUUCGCCGCCAUACGGGCGCCGCCGGUCAACUCGGAUGUGUCCACACUGACGAAAAUCAAAGAAAACUGUCCCGAACAUAUAACUUGGGAUCAAGUGAGGAUUGCCGCUACCAUCUUUGCCAACCCUACAGCGAAGAAUUACGUGCCUCCCCUGAAGUCCUGUGCUCCCGCAGAACUAGAGGUGAUCUCCAGUGAAAAGAAACUCCAGGACAACUUGAUCGAACCUGUUGCUUCGCCAGGUGAUGGUAGUGUCAUGUCAAAGCCUGAUGUGUCAGUAGACAGCGGGGUAGCUUGCAAAACUUCAUCGUUCAUCAAAACAAAAAAAAAUCUGCAGGCAUUUUCUUUUUCCACCAAGCACGAUUUAGAUAGUAGUAGUAGUGAACUGAAAGUAGAGUUUGAUCAGUCCCGUGAACAUUUUCUGUACGAGUGUGACGUUUCAUCUGCAACUCCUCCAUCUGUCACAGAUGUGCACAAAUGUUUAGGAACAGGGAGUAAACUUGAGGAAAGUGAAGAAGUCAAUGCACAUUCUCAGCAGACUCCCGAAGAACAUGGUGAUGUUAAAGAUCGGUUGCUGCCAUCUACAUCUGGACGUGCAAACUCUCAAAGGAGAGAAGAAUCACAGCCAUCAUCUUCCGAAAGUGCGAACUCUCGAACUGCAACAUUGGUUAGUGGGGGUUUCUCUUCAAACUUUGCAAGUAAGCGAAAACUUCCUGAUUGGCUGGGCUCCAAAACUAUUGACUCAAACUACAUGAAGCGAAAGAUGAAAAACAACUCCUUGUUCAAACUGUAAGCAUAAGUUUUCUCAGGGUUUUGAGAAAUAUAUAAUAAAAAAAACAUACUUGGAAGUAAUGUCAUUACUGUAACAAAGGUACAAAUGUGUAAUGAAUGUAUCAUUCAGACCAUAUUGCAGUUAAUUUAAUGAAAUGUUUGUUUUUUCCUGUUGUUGAAAGUAGCUGAUAUUGGCAGUUAUUUGUACAUUAAUUUUUAAAACAAAACUUUAAAAAAAAAAAGGUAGCUGUGAUGAAAUGCUUAAACAGAGUAGAUGUGGUUCAUUCCUACAUAAUUUUCUUACAUAGUUAAAUCUGUUAAGGACCUGAUAGUUUCUGUUGAUGUACACUUACACUUGUGUAUUUUUGAAAUAUAAAGUUUUUUGUAAGAUAAAAA